Messenger RNA from Thamnophis sirtalis, 1289 nucleotides. NCBI's taxonomy places the organism in Eukaryota, Metazoa, Chordata, Lepidosauria, Squamata, Natricidae. The record is from RefSeq and is a predicted model, not a curated record.
AUGAAAACGAAGAUUUGCGGAAGCUUGCAGAAAAGGAAGUUAUUUCCUGUGAGGAAGAGAUAGAAGAAUUGAGACAUCAGAUAGUAUCACUUUUGAUUCCUUCAGAGGAAACUGACAAAAAUGAUCUUGUCAUAGAAGUGACUGCUGGAGUUGGAGGGCUGGAAGCAAUGUUGUUCACUGCUGAGAUGUUUGAUAUGUAUCAACAGUAUGCAGCAUAUAAAAAUUGGACUUUUGAUACUCUGACAUACACUUCUAGUGUUAUAGGUGGCUUAAGACAUGCAUCUGCCAGUAUAAAAGGCCUUGAAGCAUAUGGACAAUUGAAGUUUGAAGGAGGAGUACAUCGUGUUCAGCGCGUACCAAAGACGGAGAAGCAAGGCCGCAUUCAUACCAGCACAAUGACUGUAGCAAUUCUACCACAGCCAAGUGAGAUAACUCUGACAAUUAAUCCUAAAGACCUAUGUAUUGAAACUAAAAGAGCCAGUGGAGCUGGUGGCCAGCAUGUGAAUACUACUGAUAGUGCCGUACGGAUAGUGCAUAUUCCCUCAGGCAUAGUAUCUGAAUGUCAACAAGCAAGAUCUCAAAUUAAAAAUAAAGAAAAAGCUAUGGAGCUUCUUCAUGCUAAACUAUAUAGCAUCAAACUUGAAGAACAAACGGCAAAGAUACAUACUGCCAGAAAGAUUCAGGCAAAUCAGCAGUGCACUGAUACACGCUGUUUCACUCAAGCCUCAGUUGCAAAGAAAAACCAGAACUGGUGAGAAAAACUGUUUUUCCUAAUAUCAUAAAGAAAUAAAAAUAAUUGACAAUACCAUCCAUGAUUUAUUUGCUGUACCUGGUCAGAGCAUAUCAGUGAGGGUGAUCUAAAUAGCAGACAGCAGCAUACAGCUUUGUUAAUAAGCCAUAAUAUCUUGUGGUGUUGGACUAAACCAGCUCAUGUUGAAAAGAUAUGGAUUAUAACUUGGAUAUAUGUGGUUGAAACAAAGUGAUGCAGUGUGAGCCCUGAAAUGUUACUGAGCAUUGGUAGAAGGAAAGAAGAUAUAGUUGUGUAGAACAGCAUUCUGCCAAAUUGGUGCCCUUCACGUAUUGGUCUUUCAAAAUUUCCAACCAACAAGUUGGGCAAUCAUGAAAAUUGUGGCCCAAGACAUUUUGAGGGAACUUGGGGCAGGUUAAUUGUUUAAACUGUUUUGUUUCUAUUUCUUUACUCCUUUCUCUUCUCCUAUCGACUUUAUUCAAAAUUUCUCCCUGAUUGAGAAAAAGCAUGUUUAGAUGGAGAUAUGUAAAAGCGGUGUUAU